Messenger RNA from Eucalyptus grandis, 1333 nucleotides. RefSeq names its product pectinesterase 31. The transcript has 6 exons. Lineage: Eukaryota; Viridiplantae; Streptophyta; Magnoliopsida; Myrtales; Myrtaceae. Gene Ontology annotation, molecular function: pectinesterase activity. The record is from RefSeq and is a predicted model, not a curated record. Bases 215 to 1165 code for a protein of 316 amino acids. Gene Ontology annotation, biological process: cell wall modification.
AGAAGAAGAAAAUAAUAUCCAAAGUUCAAGAAAAGGAAAAAGAGAGGGAGAGACAGAGAAGCCGAAGCAGAAGGUCGCGGGGAGGCAACAGCAGGAUUCAUUCCCUCCCUCCAUAACGGGGCAAAGUCCUCCUUCCCGUUUUCUUGAUCGGAGUCCCGUCACCUCGGUCCCCCAUUCCCGACCCAGAUCCCACCGCUCCGGCACGACCUCGGCAAUGGCGGCGCGGGUGAUGACGGUCGCGCAGGACGGCACGGGGGACUUCCGCACGGUGCAGGAGGCGGUGGACGCGGUCCCGCUCGGCAACGCCUGCCGCACCGUCGUCCGGGUCGCGCCCGGGGUCUACCGGCAGCCCGUGUACGUGCCCAAGACCAAGAACUUCAUCACCCUCGCGGGGCUCCGGCCCGAGGACACCGUCCUCACCUGGCACAACACCGCCGCCAAGAUCGACCACCACCAGGCGUCUCGUUUGAUCGGGACGGGGACGUUCGGGUGCGGGAGCACGAUCGUGGAAGGGGAAGAUUUCAUUGCUGAGAACAUCACUUUCGAGAACUCGGCUCCUGAGGGUUCAGGCCAAGCUGUGGCGAUUAGGGUGACGGCAGACAGGUGUGCCUUCUACAACUGCAGGUUUCUUGGUUGGCAGGAUACAUUGUACUUGCAUUACGGGAAACAGUAUUUAAGAGAUUGCUACAUUGAGGGAAGUGUAGACUUCAUCUUUGGCAAUAGUACGGCUCUUUUGGAGCACUGUCAUAUCCAUUGCAAGUCAGCAGGUUUCAUAACAGCACAAAGCAGGAAGUCUUCUCAGGAAUUGACUGGUUAUAUAUUCUUAAGAUGUGUCAUCACUGGCAAUGGAGGAACUUCAUAUACGCAUCUGGGACGACCAUGGGGACCUUUUGGAAGGGUGGUAUAUGCAUACACAUACAUGGAUGCUUGUAUCAAGCAAGUGGGCUGGAAUAAUUGGGGAAAAACUGAGAAUGAAAGAACCGCUUGCUUUUAUGAAUACAGGUGCUUUGGGCCAGGCAGUUGUCCCUCAAAACGUGUGACAUGGGCCAGAGAACUGGUUGAUGAAGAAGCAGAACAGUUCCUAAUGCAUAACUUCAUCGACCCUAACCCCGAGAAUCCUUGGCUUGCUCAGAGAAUGGCCGUUAGGAUACCAUAUUCUGCCUAGAUGGUUUCAAGGUGUCACACUUUUCAAUAAAUUUGGAUUCUGUAUUUUAAGCCAAGAAUGUACGAGGGGAAAUCAACUUGAUGUCUGGACGUGGGGAUAAGGGAUUAUGUGGCUGAGGAAGGAUCAUAAUUAUGUGGCUAUUUAACGUGUGAUGCUUUACUUGGUGCA